ACGUCAUAUAUAAACGACGACCGUGAAUGUUCGGUUAUUUUGCUUCUCAUCUAGCUAGCUGGAUAGCUAACCAGCUUGUGAAUUUUGGGAAAAUGGCUGAAUCGUUUGAAGAACGUCUCGUAAAAGCUGUCAAAGAGCAUACACACUUGUAUGAUACUUCAAUGCGUUUACAUUUCGACAAAGAGGCUCUCGAACACAGUUGGCGCGAAAUUGCUACAUAUUUAAACUCCGAUCCAGAUACUUGCAGGAAGAAAUGGAGACUUGCAAGGGACCGUCAUGUGAGAGCACUGAAAAAGUCUAAGGACAUGCCAGAGGGUGUACCGAGGCCUGGAAGCCUGAGUUGGCUCACCAUUUUUAUAAAACAUCGGCAAACCAACCCAAACUUUCCCGAGAUCUCAGCAGACAGAGUUGAGAGUCCUAAUGACAACCUGGAUCAGACUCCCUUGUUUUCAGACCAGGCAGGUCCACUGUUCCCUUUAUCAUCUUUCCGUCUCCUGGUUCCACCUCUACGACUGAUGUCAGCUUUCAUGUGGCAAGUGGCUCAAGAGCGUAAUGUGAUGCACUAUGGGAAGCUGGAGGAGUUUGUGACUUUGGUGACAGAGAUGGUUCCAGAGCUGCUGAGCUCCAGGCAGAGGACCCAACUCAUCCUGGGUCUGAGAGCAAGGAUGGUUUUAGAGUUGUUUCGUAAUGAAAACCCACCGGACCCCCAGACCAUCCAACUUAAUUUGGACAGAAUCAAAACUUCUUCAGUACAUGCUGUGCACAAGGAUUCACAGAGUAGAAAUGAGUUGGAGUCUUCAGAGUCUAACUUCGUGGAGCUGGUCAAAACCCUGCUAGAAGACCCUUCUGAGAAGAAGCACUUCUUCCAGGUGGUGUUCCCAAUACGUUAUGGCCCUCGGUAUGACACAGCACUGCAGAUACUGAUGUGGGAGUUUCUCUCCCGACUGGAGGAGCUGCUGCCUGUACCAGACCUCACAGAGACAGCAUCUUGUCUCAGCCUUGCCCCCUCUGACCUGGAGGAGUUCUGGCAUUCUGUCUCUGACCCCGACCACCUGAAGACACUGCUGCAGCAUCAUAGACAUCUGGGUCACUUGAGCAAAAAUGAAUUCUCCAACCAGGUCGCAGACAACAUCUUAUCCACAUUGUCAAUUCCUCAAAUUCAUGGCCUGAAGUCAAGCCUUGAUGGACAUGAAGGCAUGAAAGGGAGCACAGAGGGGUGGAAGAUCAACAGAGAGGAAGGAGAGUUGCAUUUUGAAAAGAACUUGGAUGAUGAUGGAAGUGAGAGAAAUGAAGACACUGAGAGGGGAUUGAAGGAUGAGGAUGACGCAAAGUGGACCUCCCCUCUGAGUGAACCAGAGGACUCGGAUGAACCGGCUAGUGACAUGCCCUCCCAGGUCUUCUCCUGCCCCCAGUGCCCAUUCUCCCACAGGGAAAUGGUGGACCUUCAUCAGCACAUCAGGAAGGAACAUCUAACAGAGGAGGACAGCAGGAGCCUGGACUCUGGAGGAGCUGAGAACUCACUGCCAUCCAGUCAAACAGCCAAGAGCUCCUCAGCCAAGAGCUCCUCAGCCAAGAGCUCCUCAGCCAAGAGCUCCUCAGCCAAGAGAAUUAAUAAGAACACCUGCAAACAGUGUGGGAAGGGUUUCAGAUGCACAACUGACCUGAAACGACACCAAAGUGUUCACACCAAUGUGCAGCCGUUCCGGUGCAACCAGUGUGAGAAGAGAUUCAAAUCGGAGAGAUAUCUACAACUGCACAAGAAAAGUCACGACGUAGAACCGAUGCACAGGCCUAUUUGCCAGCACUGUGGCAAGAGUUACACUAGUGCAGCUGUCCUCAAAAUACACAUACGUACCCACACCGGUGAGCGGCCUUACUCCUGCUCAGUCUGUGGGAAGAAGUUCAAUCAAAAGCACACAUUAGUUAGACACCUCCGGAUGCACAAAGGAGAGAGACCAUACCUGUGUAGCGUAUGCGGGAAGGCUUUCUUUGUUUCCGGGGAACUCUUAGUGCACAUGCGUUUUCACACAGGGGAACGGCCUUACCGCUGUAAACCGUGUGGAAAGGCUUUCAGCACGUCAUGCGCUCUCACGUCGCAUAAGCGAUGGCACUCAAACGAGCGCCCAUUCACCUGCUCCCUGUGUUCAAAGGGCUUUGCGGAAACUGGUGGCCUUAAAAGACACAUGUUUAUUCAUACUGAGGAGAAGCCCCAUUACUGCCACACGUGUGGGAAAGGAUUUAGUCAGUUGAGCAACAUGAGAAUACAUUUGAAAACUCAUAAAAAAUAAUGUCAUUGGCUCUUUGUCAGACUAAUGGAAUUUUUAACUAGUGUAAUGUUUAUUUCUCCUUGAGCUCAAAGCCAAAAGUAAGGAAAAAAUGAAAUUGUAUUAUAGGUAAUGUACAUCGUCCUGACAAAGUAUCCAUUCUGUUAUUUUCCCCUUGGUAAUGUGAUCUGUUAAGGAACUUUGGGCACAGACUUCACAAUGACACUGAGGUUUUACUUAGUGCACUGCCAACUGCACUGUACUCUGUGAGCACAGUAGGGUUAACAUGGUGUAAGGAUCACACGUAGUUCGUGUUGGCCGUUCUGUACCUGAAGUAAUGAGAAGUUUUGACUGCAACUAUCAAGUUGUCUUUUUAAUAAUCAUUCAUGUGUUUUGGGGCAAGCUCCUGAUAUAUGUUGGAACAGAGUCCUCCCUUUUCUCCUGCAUAGUCACCUGUUCACGUGUCCUUGUCUGAGACAUUUUUAUUUUCAGUCAGGCACCUGAUUCCCUUCUGGUUCGUGCUGGGAUGAAGUGCAAUUAGGUACACUUUGUUUCCAUUGUAAUCCUUCUGGUGGUCCUUCUGUAGCUCAGUUGGUAGAGCAUGGCGCUUGUAACGCCAGGGUAGUGGGUUCGACUCCCGGGACCACCCAUACGUAGAAUGUAUGCACACAUUACUGUAAGUCGCUUUGGAUAAAAGCGUCUGCUAAAUGGCAUAUAUUAUAUAUAUAUUAUUAUAAUCAGACCUGGGUUCAAAUACUAUUUCAAACAUCUCAACAUUCACCUACAGUGGGGGGGUAUUUAGUCAGCCACCAAUUGUGCAAGUUCUCCCACUUAAAAAGAUUAGAGAGGCCUGUAAUUUUCAUCAUAGGUACACUUCAACUAUGACAGACAAAAUGAGAGAGGAAAAAAUCCAGAAAAUCACAUUGUAUGUUUUUUUUUAAAUUAAUUUAUUUGCAAAUUAUGGUGGAAAAUAAGUAUUUGGUCACCUACAAACAAGCAAGAUUUCUGGCUCUCACAGACCUGUAACUUCUUCUUUAAGAGGCUCCUCUGUCCUCCACUCGUUACCUGUAUUAAUGGCAUCUGUUUGAACUUGUUAUCAGUAUAAAAGACACCUGUCCACAACCUCAAACAGUCACACUCCAAACUCCACUAUGGCCAAGACCAAAGAGCUGUCAAAGGACACCAGAAACAAAAUUGUAGACCUGCACCAGGCUGGGAAGACUGAAUCUGCAAUAGGUAAGCAGCUUGGUUUGUAGAAAUCAACUGUGGGAGCAAUUAUUAGGAAAUGGAAGAUAUACAAGACCACUGAUAAUCUCCCUCGAUCUGGGGCUCCACGCAAGAUCUCACCCCGUGGGGUCAAAAUUAUCACAAGAACGGUGAGCAAAAAUCCCAGAACCACAUGGGGGGACCUAGUGAAUGACCUGCAGAGAGCUGGGACCAAAGUAACAAAGCCUACCAUCAGUAACACACUACGCCGCCAGGGACUCAAAUCCUGCCGUGCCAGACGUGUCCCCCUGCUUAAGCCAGUACAUGUCCAGGCCCGUCUGAAGUUUGCUAGAGAGCAUUUGGAUGAUCCAGAAGAAGAUUGGGAGAAUGUCAUAUGGUCAGAUGAAACCAAAAUAUAACUUUUUGGUUAAAACUUGACUUGUUGUGUUUGGAGGACAAAGAAUGCUGAGUUGCAUCCAAAGAACACCAUACCUACUGUGAAGCAUGGGGGUGGAAACAUCAUGCUUUGGGGCUGUUUUUCUGCAAAGGGACCAGGACGACUGAUCUGUGUAAAGGAAAGAAUGAAUGGGGCCAUGUAUCAUAAGAUUGAGUGAAAACCUCAUUCCAUCAGCAAGGGCAUUGAAGAUGAAACAUGGCUGGGUCUUUCAGCAUGACAAUGAUCCCAAACACACCGCCUGGGCAACGAAGGAGUGGCUUUGUAAGAAGCAUUUCAAGGUCCUGGAGUGGCCUAACCAGUCUCCAGAUCUCAACCCCAUAGAAAAUCUUUGGAGGGAGUUGAAAGUCUGUGUUGCCCAGCAACAGCCCCAAAACAUCACUGCUCUAGAGGAGAUCUGCAUGGAGGAAUGGGCCAAAAUACCAGCAACAGUGUGUGAAAACCUUGUGAAGACUUACAGAAAACGUUUGACCUCUGUCAUUGCCAACAAAGGGUAUAUAACAAAGUAUUGAGAUACUUAUUUUCCACCAUAAUUGCAAAUAGAUUCAUUAAAAAUCUACAAUGUGAUUUUCUAGAUUUUUUUUCUCAUUUUGUCUGUCAUAGUUGAAGUGUACCUAUGAUGAAAAUUACAGGCCUCAUCUUUUUAAGUGGGAGAACUUGCACAAUUGGUGGCUGACUAAAUACUUUUUUCCCCCACUGUACAUUGUCCAAGUAAGUAUUCCGAUAUAUUUUAUUUCAAAAGACAAGUUGAAUAUUUUUAUGUAUUUGAAAAUACUCAUACACUCCCAUGCAUUUAACCCAGGUUUUUGAAAAUAGUAUUUAAAAUAAGUGUUUGAAAAUACACGUACUACUUGGUUUUUACAAAUAGCCAUUCAAAUAGAAGUACUUGUUUGGGGCUUGUAUUUGAACAUUCUCAAAUACACUGAAAAAUGUAUUUUAAAUACCAGAUAUCCAAAUGCAUAUUUGAACCCAGGUCUGAUUGUAAUAAAUAAUCACUCAGUAAUUGUCUGUGGUGACUCAAUCAUUUGUAAAUUAACUAAUACUACAGCAUGUGUAUGAUAUAUGUAUAUUAUUAUGUACAUGAUGCUACAUUUAUUAUCUGUCAAACGCUGUUUAAGUGUGGGAAAGGAAUUACUCGGAUGAGCAACAUGAGACUUUUUGAAAACUUGUAAGAAAUAAACUCAUUGGAUCUUU
Oncorhynchus keta (chum salmon) is the source of this 5118-nucleotide messenger RNA. Its product is annotated as zinc finger protein ZFP2-like. The coding region runs from base 27 to 2288 and encodes 753 amino acids. Gene Ontology annotation, biological process: regulation of transcription by RNA polymerase II. Gene Ontology annotation, molecular function: DNA-binding transcription factor activity; RNA polymerase II cis-regulatory region sequence-specific DNA binding. The record is from RefSeq and is a predicted model, not a curated record. Lineage: Eukaryota; Metazoa; Chordata; Actinopteri; Salmoniformes; Salmonidae. The transcript is spliced from 9 exons.